GCGGCGGGGACUCCGCGGGGCCUCCCCGGCCUCCCGGUUCUUGCGGCCUGAGGUGGAAGCGGUGGCGUGAAGGCGCUGUGCGCUUGGGGCGGCGGCAGCGAGAGGCAGCCAGCCCAGAGACACCCGCUCUGGGGGUGCCGGCUGCCCGGCAAACGCAGGGAGUGGAAUAAAAGGGAAUUCGGCCAAAAAGCAGCAGGGGAAGUGGUGCUGCCCAUCGGACUAGGCCUAUGGCUGCGGCGAAUCGGUGUAAACCUUCAGCAACCCAUUUUAUUAGGCCCUGUGCUAUUAUUCUAAUACACUGUAGUUUUUGCAAGUGGUUCCUUAAAACGCCUCUGUCAGUAUUUUCUGUUCUACCAGCGGGCAUCCAGUAACAAUGCUACUUGUCCUUUCCUUUAAAUGUUUUGAGAUCUAUGGUUGAAAUCAUCUACUUGCUACAAAUGUCAACAGAAUUCUUAUUCUGGAAGAGGCAAUGCCCGAGUUUUAUUUCUUCGCUGUGUGGGUUUAUCUAAAUACUAUUAUGUGAAUAAGAGUAUCCCACUUCCCACAUCAAAAGCAUUGCCACAAAGUGGGGCUGCUUCUCAGUUAAUAUAAAAAGCGGAUGGAUAAUGCUGUAAUAAUUUACAUUGUGUAUUAUGAUAUUCCUGUUACGCAAAAUGUUGAUCUGUAUAUUAUUUUUCCUAUUAGUUCUGCUGCCUGCAGAGUCAGUUUAGUGCUGCCCACGGUCUGUCUAGUGGAUCAGAGUAGCUCUAAAUACCUCUGACAUAAGUUCAAAAAAAGCAAUGCUUUUUUUUUUUUCCCCUGCAAGGCUGUGUUUUAGCAGCUCUGAACAAACACCUACCCUAGCUCCUCCUCUCCACUGACUUUUGUUUGUUUUAAGGUGUUUCCAAAACCACCUACGUGUAACAGGGAGUUUUAAUUCUGAAAUCCGGCUCUAACAUCCUAGUUGAGUAUGCAACAACUGCAGUCACUGCUAGAAAUAAAAGCUGCUUUUAGCUAAAACUACAGUGGUUUCUCUGGAAAGGCUGACCAACAGUCAAGACAAAAGCUUUGGUAGUCUUCCACAGAUAAUAAAAUUGUUUCUAACAAGUUUUACCAAGAAUGUUAGUGCAGUGGCUACCAAAGAUGACUCAGUGGAGGAAGAGGAAAAAGAAACUGGAAAUGAAUAUUCUUUCUCCUCAACUGCCUAGCCAUUACGGAAAAGUACUUUUCCAGAGAAAGGGCAGCCCAAAGAAACACGUAAACCAUCUUCCAGCUUAAACAGCUGCCGUAAAUUGCGACGGUGGGAGAGGGGCAACAAGCAGGCGGAAUUGCGGGACUCCCCGGAGCCCGGCUGAGCUUGCUCCCGAGGAUCCAUUCCCGCGGCGGGCAGCGAACCGAGCCGCAGCUGAGCCCUGCCUCCAGCACCGGGGUGAUAAACAGAGAAGUUGACCAUGACAACCUUCCUGGAAUUUAUCCAGCAGAAUGAGGACAGAGAUGGAGUUAGAUUCAGCUGGAACGUUUGGCCUUCAAGUCGUCUUGAAGCCACAAGAAUGGUAGUCCCGGUGGCUGCUCUCUUCACGCCACUGAAAGAACGGCCAGACUUGCCUCCUAUUCAGUAUGAGCCAGUUUUGUGCAGCAGGACCACGUGUCGAGCGGUUCUGAAUCCUUUAUGCCAAGUGGAUUAUCGAGCAAAACUCUGGGCUUGCAACUUUUGUUAUCAGAGAAAUCAGUUUCCUCCUACCUAUGCUGGCAUAUCUGAAAUGAACCAGCCAGCUGAACUUUUACCUCAGUUCUCCAGCAUUGAAUAUGUAGUGCAGCGUGGUCCUCAGAUGCCUUUGAUAUUUCUUUAUGUUGUGGACACAUGCAUGGAAGAUGAAGACUUGCAAGCUCUGAAGGAAUCCAUGCAAAUGUCGCUUAGUCUCCUGCCACCAACUGCGUUAGUAGGUCUCAUUACCUUUGGCCGAAUGGUGCAAGUUCAUGAGCUUGGCUGUGAAGGAAUUUCCAAAAGUUAUGUCUUCAGGGGAACAAAGGAUCUGUCUGCAAAACAGCUGCAGGAAAUGCUAGGGCUUACAAAAGCAGCUGUUUCACAAGUCGGUCGGGGUCCUCAAGUGCAGCAGCCACCACCUUCUAACAGAUUUUUGCAACCAGUGCAGAAAAUUGAUAUGAAUCUUACUGAUCUUUUGGGUGAACUGCAACGGGAUCCUUGGCCCGUUCCACAAGGAAAACGGCCCUUACGUUCUUCUGGAGUAGCUCUUUCUAUAGCUGUAGGGCUCCUUGAGUGCACUUUUCCUAAUACCGGUGCACGUAUAAUGAUGUUCAUUGGAGGACCAGCUACGCAAGGACCUGGCAUGGUUGUAGGGGACGAAUUGAAGUUACCUAUAAGAUCAUGGCAUGACAUUGAAAAAGACAAUGCUAAAUAUGUUAAAAAGGGUACUAAGCAUUUUGAAGCCCUGGCUAAUCGGGCUGCGACAAAUGGUCAUGUUAUUGACAUAUAUGCGUGUGCAUUGGAUCAGACUGGUCUUCUGGAGAUGAAGUGUUGUCCCAACUACACUGGAGGCUACAUGGUGAUGGGAGACUCUUUCAAUACAUCUUUAUUCAAACAAACCUUUCAGAGAGUUUUCACAAAAGAUAUGCAAGGACAAUUUAAAAUGGGAUUUGGUGGCACAUUAGAAAUAAAGACUUCAAGAGAAGUAAAGAUUUCUGGAGCGAUUGGACCCUGUGUCUCACUCAACUCUAAAGGACCUUGUGUCUCAGAAAAUGAGAUUGGAACAGGAGGUACCUGUCAGUGGAAGAUUUGUGGACUUAAUCCUACUACAACACUUGCACUGUACUUCGAGGUGGUCAACCAGCACAACGCUCCCAUUCCUCAAGGAGGACGCGGCGCAAUCCAGUUUGUGACUCAGUACCAGCAUUCCAGCGGGCAGAGGCGUAUCAGAGUGACCACAGUUGCCAGAAACUGGGCAGAUGCACAGACGCAGAUUCAAAACAUCGCUGCAUCUUUUGACCAGGAAGCCGCUGCCAUUCUCAUGGCUAGAUUGGCCGUGUACAGGGCAGAGACAGAAGAGGGGCCUGAUGUGCUUAGGUGGCUGGACAGACAACUUAUACGACUGUGUCAGAAAUUUGGAGACUAUCACAAGGAUGAUCCAAGCUCCUUCAGGUUUUCGGAAACCUUUUCACUUUACCCGCAGUUUAUGUUUCACUUGAGAAGAUCUCCUUUCUUACAAGUUUUUAAUAACAGUCCAGAUGAGAGCUCAUACUACCGCCAUCAUUUCAUGCGUCAGGAUCUAACCCAGUCGCUUAUCAUGGUUCAGCCGAUUCUUUAUGCCUACUCUUUCAAUGGACCUCCAGAGCCUGUUCUUCUGGAUAGCAGCAGCAUUUUACCAGAUCGCAUUCUCCUUAUGGACACCUUUUUCCAGAUCCUCAUUUAUCAUGGAGAGACCAUAGCUCAGUGGCGUAAAUCAGGUUACCAAGAUAUGCCGGAAUAUGAAAACUUUCAUCACUUGCUACAAGCUCCAAUAGAUGAUGCCCAAGAAAUUCUCCAUUCCAGAUUUCCAAUGCCCAGAUACAUUGAUACAGAACAUGGAGGAAGCCAGGCUCGUUUCCUGCUUUCAAAAGUAAAUCCCUCUCAGACUCAUAACAAUAUGUAUGCGUGGGGACAGGAGUCUGGAGCACCCAUUCUUACUGAUGAUGUCAGCUUGCAAGUAUUUAUGGAUCAUCUGAAGAAACUUGCUGUCUCUAGUGCUGCCUGAGAUUCUGCAGUGCGUUAAAGGCACAGAUAAGCUGUAGCCACAUUUCAGCUUUUUUCUCCUUUCCCCUUUUCCAUGUCUCUCUUGACAGAAUGCUCUGAUAUGCACAAGCUGCCUGACUUAGAUGUAAAGCAGUGUUGUUCUCAAAGGAAAGCUUUUGUUAUCAGCAAAUGUUUUAAUGUGAAUUGCUGUUUGUAAAAAUGACAGGUAGUAGAUUAAAUUAAGUUAUAAUUAGAGGAAAAAGAACAGUCGUUUUGGUGACUGUGAUACUGUAAUUACUUUGAGAUCAUUUAUAACAACUUGGCUAUGUGAUUUCAGUUUCCUUUUAAAAUGGUUGAGGUUGAUUCUGCGUUGCAUUACAAAGGCACGUUGAACAAUAAAGGAGAUCUUUGGUGAUGUUAGGCCUUCCAGACUGCCAUAUACCUCUGCCUACUCAAAUUGAGCAUGAAGUGAACAAAGAAGCAACAAAAAGCGUAUAAAAAUAGUAUUAACUCAGUCUCUUGGCUUGGGCUGCCGAACUUUUCUUUCCUGCAGAGAUAUUAUUGUUUAUGUAUUGUUCAUUUUAGGAGUAUUUAAUGUCAAAUAUUGCUUCCCACUUACCCUGCUUGAUUCUUGGGAACAGUGUUUUUCUUUAUUUCCAUAUAAAGAAUUUGAACUGAAAAAGUAAAAAAAAAUACGUUUUUGCACAAAAUUGAAAUCCACAUGUUGUAUUUUUGACAAAGGUAUCUAUUCUCAAACACAGUAACAGGUGAAUAUGCUCAAAAGUUAACACUUUUAGCUUGAGCUAAGAAGUCCUACACUACCAAAAUGAACUGACUGAGUACAGCCUUGAUUUUUGUCUUGGCAAGUACACUUUAAAAAAUAAAAAUUUACCUUUUUUAUUAUUGCCUUAUAAUGUUAUUACACUAAUGCAUGACACUGCACAUCUGCUUUUUGUUUCUGCAUCCUUUUUGUUAUGAAUUCAACAGGCUGUAGUUCUUGUUGAAACAGUAUUAUAUAGAAUGUGAUGUAAUUAAUUUGCUAUUUAGUUCAUACUUGAUUUUUUGGGGGUGGAUAAAUUUGUAGGCUUUCCCAUUUAUUUGUUGAAGUUUACACAUAAACCAGAUGUUUACAUAGGUAAUAUGACAUUUUGACAAGUAAAGAUGUGAAAUGUGGUAGUGGGCAAUAAAACAUUGUGCCAAGUCUAAAGGAAGAGAGACAAGAGUUUUGACAUAGGAAAUUCAAUCAUAUACUGAUAUGAUAAGCGUGAGAGUUUUUUUCUGUUUUCUGUAAAUUCUCAAAAACUUGAUUAAAUAAAUUCCUCUCCAUUUCUUUGAUCUAGACAAGAUGAGCUCCUUUUGCCUCAAUACAAAUAAAAUACAUGGUUUUCUCUCA
Chroicocephalus ridibundus (black-headed gull) is the source of this 5099-nucleotide messenger RNA. It is a transcript of the gene SEC23A, whose product is annotated as SEC23 homolog A, COPII coat complex component. The record is from RefSeq and is a predicted model, not a curated record. The transcript has 22 exons. Bases 1431 to 3728 code for a protein of 765 amino acids. Gene Ontology annotation, molecular function: zinc ion binding; GTPase activator activity. Gene Ontology annotation, biological process: COPII-coated vesicle cargo loading; intracellular protein transport; COPII-coated vesicle budding. Gene Ontology annotation, cellular component: endoplasmic reticulum exit site; COPII vesicle coat. Lineage: Eukaryota; Metazoa; Chordata; Aves; Charadriiformes; Laridae.